CUGGGAGUGUAUCACCGUAACCCAUUGGAUAAAAAUAGUCUUAAGCCUCCACGAAUCGGGACCCGAUGCUGCAAUUGAGACAAACAUGUCGAUCGACACCCCAAUUCACGUAUCAUCUUGUUAUGCAACAUCAUCGAGAACACUUCUGCCCGCUUAUUCUACCUCAUAUGAUACCCCCCGGGCGCAAAUAUUUGAGUGCGGUUGCCCUGAUGCAGACAGCAAAGAAGACGACUCGGGGACUCCUCAGCGGCCUUUUUCUGCUCGACCACAACCUGGUGAUAGAAGGGAUUUGGAGAGUGCGAUGCUGCGACCUAUGCCUAAAUUGAUGACUUUUUGGGCAACGCCACCAGGGUAUGGGAGUAUCUAUGUUUGAUUAAGACGUUGGUGGGAAGUCUAUCCGACUGAAUUAUGCCUGGGCAAAAGGAGCAGGAGGCGAUGGCGCCAAUCCCCAC
Messenger RNA from Mollisia scopiformis, 452 nucleotides. RefSeq lists its product as uncharacterized. Lineage: Eukaryota; Fungi; Ascomycota; Leotiomycetes; Helotiales; Mollisiaceae. The transcript is spliced from 2 exons. The record is from RefSeq and is a predicted model, not a curated record. Bases 86 to 373 code for a protein of 95 amino acids.